AAAUUCUGACUCUGCACGAUGAUUUAUUUAAGAACGGUCAUCAUCUAAACCUCAGUAAUCGUUCAGCUCUCAGCCUCGCUCAAUCUCCGUUAUACAUAAGUACGAUUAUUCACAAUCAAAAUGAAACACUUCAGGUUCGGGUGGCUUCUGUUCGUGGUGUGCCUUGUUCUCUGCUCUGGGGAUGCCUUCGCGGCCCCCAAGCCCAAAGGCAGAGCCAAACCGAAAAUAAAGAUUCCAAAAAUUAACAUAAACAUCCAUCAUAAUAAUAUCCACAUUGGCUAAGAUCGAACUCACUCGCAUGGGAUAUAAGUCGUAACUUAACUUAAGUCUAGCCUUAGCUUCUUAGCUUAGAGAUGCUCAGUGCACACAUACUCGCACUUUUCUAUGUUAGUCGAUCUAUGGAUGAUUACAUGCAAAUAAAUUUCUAUAAGCUCUUUCAAAGUUAAAGAUUUAUCGGAUAACGUAGCGCACUAUUACAAAUAAAGCUACUUUAGUAAGAUAUUGUAAAUAUUAACAUCGUUUGUAGUCGUGUAUAUUUUUCCAUCAUUAAAUUCGUUUAGUUUGUGAAAUAUA
Messenger RNA from Drosophila obscura, 573 nucleotides. RefSeq lists its product as uncharacterized. The record is from RefSeq and is a predicted model, not a curated record. The transcript is spliced from 2 exons. NCBI's taxonomy places the organism in Eukaryota, Metazoa, Arthropoda, Insecta, Diptera, Drosophilidae. Bases 121 to 282 code for a protein of 53 amino acids.